AUGGGUUCUCUUCACACUGAACCAUCGCCUUCCCCAGCCUUCUCUUCUGUGCGAGCAGCAUUGGCUCAGAACAACAACAGAAUCAUCCUUUGUGAAUCCCAUGAUGGUACCUCUACAGAGAUCAUCAGAGCUGCCGUUGGCAAGGACGGCCAGAAGUUCGACGGCAUCUGGUACAGCGGUCUCUGUCAGACUACCUAUCUAGGUAUUCCAGACAGCGAGACACUCUCCCCACUCCAACGGGCAUCACUCCUCGCACUUGACGGGGAGUUGAAGCGCAAAACAAGCAACCGCUCCCUCUGUGCCGCUUUUGACGCCGAUAGUGGUGGUGAUGUUGCAGAUAUCCCUGCCUUGGUCGCACUCAUGAACCUUGUUGGGGUUGGCAUGAUUGUGAUUGAGGACAAGGCCGUUUCAGCACCGGGCCAAAAGGUCAACUCGCUUGCUGCGUCAUCUGCCUCGCAGGCCUUGGCUGAUCCUCACGAAUUCGCGGAAGUAAUCCGCGCUUUCAAGGCUGUUAAUGCAAAGGCUAAAGGGGGUCCUAUGAUCACUGCUCGUAUUGAGUCCUUCUGCUGCCGCGUCUCAAAGGCAGAUGCGGAAGAGGAAAGCAGGUCAUACGAGGAUGCACACCAGGAUGCCCUGAAGCGUGCCAAGAUCUACCAUGAGGCGGGCAUCGACGCCAUCAUGAUCCACUCCAAGAGUAAAUCUCCUCAUGAGGUUACUCGAUUCUUGCGCGAAUACCGCGAGUUCGACUCCCAGACACCUCUUGUUGUUGUCCCCACUACCUACUCGGAGAUACCAAAAGAUGCUUUGUACGAAGCUGGCGCCAACGUUAUCAUCUAUGCCAACCAUUUGAUGCGUGCCAAGAUUAGCGCUGUUGGUUCUAUCUCGGACAAGAUCCUGGCAAAGAACUUGGACUUGUUCUACAACGACACAGAGAUCCGUGCAAUAAUCCAGGCUCGUAACUACGGUUGCCUUCUCAGAAAGCUGCGCAACCGUAGCGUUUGGGGGGAGGAGAGCAAUGAGGCAAGGAUGUACAGGAUUGUUGCGGAGGCGACAGCCUCGGAGAACAUUCAGGCAACAGUCAUUGACUUGCUGGAGGGGAAGCUUGCGGGAUGUGAGGCAGACACACGCAUUGUCAGCGUGAAGGAACUUCUGAAGAUCAACGCAAAGCAGGUGGUUCCUGUCGGAGAUCUUGUCACCCAGGUAGAUGUUUACUAG
Molecule: messenger RNA, 1215 nt
Organism: Fusarium redolens
Lineage: Eukaryota; Fungi; Ascomycota; Sordariomycetes; Hypocreales; Nectriaceae
Product: phosphoenolpyruvate phosphomutase-domain-containing protein
Exons: 1
Coding region: 1-1215 (404 amino acids)
Molecular function (GO): catalytic activity
Source: RefSeq, a predicted model, not a curated record